AUUACAAUUAUUUAUAUAGUUCCUUAAAUUUUAAACACAGUUUAUAUUUUAACUGCUUUCUCUUUAAUUAUGAUAAACCCAUAUUAGCAAUUAAAUUUAUAAAUAUCUUUAGAUGUGCCUUUGCGAACAAAGUUGUUCUACUUUAUUAAAUAACUGUAAAAAUAAAAAUAAUUCUGUGAAAAAGUUUGAGUCGUAUGGUAUAAAACAAUUAAAAAGCUCAUUUUAUGUGUUCAGCUCCAUGCAAUGAUAAUAGUAUUCGUCGCGUGUUAAUUAGGAUCCCCGCAUUUCUGUCUAAAUAAUGCAAUGUACGCUCCGGAUCAUCACAGACGAAAAGAAGUUAGAGAAGUUAUAUACCGGAGUAAUUCCAGUCUUGACUUGAUAUAUGCCGAACAUCCUUCGGGAAAUGGUCUCAGACGUGAGUACGGUAGCCACGGGUCGAUUGAUGUGAUCGGCGGAGCUAACGACCGUGUACCAACUAUGGUGCAUAAUUACAGUGUAGUUGCGAGUGGUGAGAAGCCUCCAGGCCUUGUGCGGGCCACAGAUAGAUUUUCAGAGAUCUUGGCUAGUGACCAUGCCGACGGCCCAACAACAAGAGCUAGUGUUAGUCCCAAACCACGGCUAAAGUUCAACAAACUCUGGGGUGGCAACACACAAGUGCUCAAUCGGCACAGCAAUGAUGAAGGGUCUAUGCCGAAUAUUGUUGAAGGAAGUAAAAGAAAACAGUUUGCACAUUAUGACUGCCAAUCACUUUUGGCAAAUUUGAGCUAUGCUGCUGAAAUAAGGGGGGCAUUGUUGAGCAGGCGACGGAACACAACAACAGGAGCUUCAGCUGCAUCAUUACUGGCAACUAGAGGUGUGCCUGCCGGUGAAGAUACAGCACCAGAUACUGGAGAUGGACGCUGCAAUGAAUUAUUAGAAAGUUGCCCGUUUUUCAGAAAUGAACUAGGAGGUGAGGAAGACCGCUGCGUGUCUCUGUGCCAUCGGACGGCUCGCGGCGCUAUACCGGGCCAGGUCGGCGGCUGGCAUCGCCCGCGAGCUGCGUACGGGUUCUCCGUGCUGGAAUUCCCUCCGGGGCACUCCCACUGGCGACACGGCUGUCCCUUCGCUAAGUCCGCAUCACCGCUGCCGAUCGAGAGUCAAGAUCUCGGUGCCUUGUACUACAGGAACUACUUUUACACGCAACCACAUCAAAAUUGGUUUGGAAUGGAUGAAAAUCUAGGGCCCGUUGCGAUCUCUAUCAAAAAAGAAAGAGUGGAGCUAAGGCGUAAUAGCAGCGACGCUUCAGCACCGUUUUCUCAACUCGCGUGGCAGUACCGUCUCAUCCUGAGAACGUCAGAGCUGUUGACGCUGAGAGGAUCUGUCUUGGAAGAUGCUUUGCCCACCAUAAAACCCAGCAACAAUAGCGCCACCUACAAUACAAAAGAAGUGUUAGAAUAUGUCGCUCCUGAACUACAACUCAGUUGUUUGAGGCUCGGUGCUACGAGUACCGCGACCGAGGAACAACUUCUGCGAUUGGACGAACAACGCGUGACGAGGCACUACAAGGUCGGGGUGAUGUACUGCAAGAGCGGCCAGUCCACGGAGGAGGAGAUGUACAACAACCAGGAGGCGGGCCCGGCGUUCGUCGAGUUCCUCCAGACGCUGGGCCAGACGGUCAGGUUGAAGGAGUUCGACAAGUACAAGGCCGGUCUGGACAACAGGACCGACUCCACUGGCUUGUACUCCGUUUACGCCACGCACCAGGGCUGCGAGAUAAUGUUCCACGUGUCCACCAUGCUGCCGUACACUCCCAACAACCGGCAGCAGCUGCUCAGGAAGCGGCAUAUCGGCAACGACAUCGUCACCAUCGUGUUCCAGGAGCCGGGCGCGGCGCCCUUCACGCCGCGGAACAUUCGCUCCCAGUUCCAGCACGUGUUCGUGGUCGUGAGGGUCAUCGACCCGUGCUCCGAGAACACUCACUACAGUAUAGCUGUCAGCCGGGCCAAGGAGGUGCCACUGUUCGGACCGCCCAUCAAAGAUGGCGCCGUCUACCCCAAGGGAGAGGCUUUUACCGAUUUGUUGCUUAGUAAGAUAAUAAAUGGAGAGAACGCGGCGAUACAGUCACCCAAGUUCAGUACGAUGGCGACCAGGACGCGCCAGGAGUACCUGAAGGACUUGGCCAGGAACUACGUGACGGCGAACACCGUGGAGACUGGCCACAAGUUCUCUAUAUUUUCAUCGUUGUUAAUGAAAACCAGUAACAGCUCUAGCAGCAACAAUACAGUUGUGGCAAAAGUCGACGACUGUGCCACCGACAUGUUAGUGGGGGGCGCGUUGUGUUACCAUAUACAAGUCCAAGACGAAGGAGCGGGUGGAGUGCUCCUGGAGUGCAUCAUGGGUAUAUCGACAGACUCCAUCGUCAUCGUGGAAGAACUGUCUCGACAGAUCGUGCUGGUCGUACCUACUAACACGUUGCUCGGGUGGGUCGUGAGCGGCGAGUGGACGCGCCUGUACUAUCACCGCGGGGAGAGCGUGCGGGUGCGCGCGGCGGGCGGCGGGGACGCGCUCGUCCGGCGUCUGGCGCACGCCGCGCCGGCGCACGCGCACGCGCUGCGGGAGAUCACGCUGGACCGGGGCGCCGGCUCACAACUCGGGUUCCACGUGCAGCCGGACGGCCUGGUGACGGCGGUGGAGGGCGGCGGGCCUGCGGCGCGAGCGGGCGUGCGGCGCGGAGCCCGGCUGCUGGAGGUGUGCCGCGCGGCCGUGGUGGCGCUGCCGCACGACCACCUCGUGGACCUGCUCAAGACCUCCGACCCCGUGACGGUGACGCUGUCGGUGGCGCCGGGCGCGCGCUGCGAGUGUCAGAGCUACGCGGGCGAGGGCUGGGCGCAGCAGGCGGGCCGGAGGAGGGCCCCGCACGACUCGCGCCCCGCGUCGCCGCCGCGCUCCGACAGCGAGGGAUACGGCACCGGAGGGUCGGGUCGCAGCGCUCCGUCUCCGGGUGCGGCCGUGCGGCGUCGGUCGCAGGACGACUGCUCCCCGCGACACCCGCGGCGACCGCGAGCAGCCAAUACCUCCUCGCUCACGGAGGAAUUGAUGCGGCUAAUGGACUCCGAACUAGGCGAGGGGAAGAAGAAUGGAGGAGGAGGAGGGAGUGUGGGGAGUGCGCCUCUCCCGUUACCAGACACGAGCGCGUUGGACUGGGCGGCGCUGGUUCACACCGCCACGCGAGCCAUGCUGCAGAUAUGUGAAGAGAAUCACUAUCCGUCGCUGGACUCCUCAGACCCGCCCCUGGAGUCGCUGCCCACUGACAGCGUGCGGGACUCGUGGUGCGACAGACCGACCAGUGAGAGAACAACUCCGGGCGCGGCCACCGCCACCGUGAGCAGUCCGAGUGCGGCGCCCGGCCAGAGCGAGGUGACCUGCGCGUGUGGCCUCGCCGACCGCGUGGCCUCGCUGGAGGCAGACGCGGCCUGCGUCCAGAGACACCAGCUGCAGCUGGAGGAGGAGGUCAGACGACUGCGACGGCACAACGCACGCCUGCGGGAGGAGUCAGCCCGUGCGGCGUGGCAGCUGCGCCACUUCACGCAGUGGCUCAAGCGGACUGUGGACAGGCAGUGACCACCAUCUUCACCCCAUGUCGAUAAGGAGCCCUCGAGCCUAUCUACUAGUUGCAAUUCUUUUCAUUCGCGACCAACAUGUUAGCUAUCAAGUACAAAGAGGGCAGUAGACCUGCUAUGAACCUAUUUUCGAAUCAAAUCAAAAUCACUUUAUUCAUGUAGGUCACGGAAAUGAAUCUUAUGAAUGUAAAAAAAAAAUCUUAUUGAAUUUGCUGCUACUUAAACCCUUUUGGUUGAGCUGAGAAGAAGUAGCUAGAAACAUAAACAACAACAUUCGGUUUAAUUACUAUUAAAUGCGAUGUUAUAUCCUAUAUUUGUGCAGCUAAUAUCAAUUUAUAAAUAUUUUUUCGUUCCAUUCAAUAUUAUAAUUGAGCUAAAUAUUUCUUAGUUAAUUCGUAAACUUCCCCCCGAUCGCAGUCGUACGAAGACUAAUACUAUAAUGCAACUGAUCUACCGAUCGAUGUUUUAUAUUUUGGCCAAAUUUUGCUAUUUUAUUAAAUUAUUUUUACAUUUACAUACAUUUUAGGAACUUAUAUAGUAUGCCUGUAGUAUUAAUUCGAUGUAUCAAUUAUAAAAAUAACUCCUUAGGUUAAGAUGAAUUGUUUUUACAAGGAGUAAAACAUAAGUGAAGUUACAUAGAAAUGACUAUAAUAGUUAUUUAUGCAACUGUUGUGUAAUAAGGGGUAUUAAAACACGAUGUGGCAUCGAUAAUAGUAUCACAUGAGUGUUUUAAUACCUAAUUAUCAACAGUUUCUUACAAGACUUUAUCUACACCCAUAAUAUGAAUCAUCUAUAAAAGAUUCAGUUAGCUUACUGCUAACAUUAAAAAAGCCAAUACUAGUAACCAUUACAUCAUCUAAAUGAGUGUUGUAAUGUUGUACUGAAUUUCAUUACAACACUCGUUUGGAUGAUGUAAUGGUUAUCAGGACAUUGGUUGUUUUAAUGUUGGUAAUAAGCUAACUGUUUCAGAAACUUUAAUAGAGGAUUUAAAGCAUGGAUGUAGAUAAAAAUUCUAACACAAUUCAAUCUACCUGUAACUGUAUCUAUUAGAGAUAGGACUAAAUUAAUUUAUAACUGCAAAUAAGUAAGAUCGUAUUUAUGUAUAUUGUUAUCUCUAGUAUAUUUAAGUGUAUGCAUGCACCUAGUGUCUAAAAUAUAUAAACCAUGUAUUAAUGCAUAAAACACAUUCGUCGUCCUCUAACGGAAAAUAUUCAGGUUAGUUUUUACUCGAUGAUACAGUAGAUAAAUAGUUAUUUAUGCAACUGUUGUGUUAUAAGGGGUAUUGAAACAGUCACGUGAUAAUAUUAUCAGAUUAGUGUUUUAAUACCUAAUUAUCAACAGUUGGAUACAAGACUUUAUCCU
This is a messenger RNA of Leptidea sinapis, 4961 nucleotides long. RefSeq names its product signal-induced proliferation-associated 1-like protein 2. Gene Ontology annotation, biological process: regulation of small GTPase mediated signal transduction; activation of GTPase activity. Lineage: Eukaryota; Metazoa; Arthropoda; Insecta; Lepidoptera; Pieridae. Bases 304 to 3600 code for a protein of 1098 amino acids. Gene Ontology annotation, cellular component: cytoplasm. Gene Ontology annotation, molecular function: protein binding; GTPase activator activity. The record is from RefSeq and is a predicted model, not a curated record. The transcript has 15 exons.